GCCUGCAGUAUUCUUACAGCGGUCCAAACAAGAUGGCGGCGUAGUUGCGUCUUUUCGCAAAGUUGAAAACACAGGAAAUCUACGAAAUGGAAGCGAUUGAUGGCGAAGAAGAAGCUCACGAUGCAAAGAGGGCCAAAUCAUGCGCUGGUUUACGCAGCGAAUUGAAGGAAUGCAUCUUGAAAAGCGACUGCGUUGUCAAGCAUGGUAUGCGACCAAGUGAAUGCUUAAAGGCAGAGUCCGCAGGAGUGGAGGAUGAUUGUAGGAGAGUGCAAUAUGCUUUUUUUGAGUGCAAGAGAUCAUUGCUUGAUUUCAGAAACAGAUUCAGAGGGCGAAAAGGAUAUUGAAAAUGGAGAAAUCCAUGAAAAUAAAACAGCAGUAAAGAAUCAGUUAGACUUUCUGUGAUCCUCUGGUUUUGUUUGUUUUGGAAAUGUCUUGAGACUUUUUACAGAGAUUGUCUGCUGGAAUCCAUUUAAGAAUAUCCUUGAAUUUUAAAGUAGGAUCUGCUAAUACAUAGUCUGAAUGUUAUAAAGCUGUUUAACAGACAAUAUAUGUAAAAUAAAUAUUGAUAAGAGCAA
This is a messenger RNA of Nematostella vectensis (starlet sea anemone), 575 nucleotides long. RefSeq names its product cytochrome c oxidase assembly factor 5. Gene Ontology annotation, cellular component: mitochondrion. Gene Ontology annotation, biological process: mitochondrial respiratory chain complex IV assembly. The record is from RefSeq and is a predicted model, not a curated record. The transcript has 3 exons. Bases 87 to 344 code for a protein of 85 amino acids. NCBI's taxonomy places the organism in Eukaryota, Metazoa, Cnidaria, Anthozoa, Actiniaria, Edwardsiidae.